Messenger RNA from Eucalyptus grandis, 1803 nucleotides. RefSeq names its product putative disease resistance protein RGA4. NCBI's taxonomy places the organism in Eukaryota, Viridiplantae, Streptophyta, Magnoliopsida, Myrtales, Myrtaceae. Gene Ontology annotation, molecular function: ADP binding. Gene Ontology annotation, biological process: defense response to other organism. The record is from RefSeq and is a predicted model, not a curated record. The transcript is spliced from 3 exons. Bases 1 to 1803 code for a protein of 600 amino acids.
AUGGCAGAAGCAGUGCUCUUCAGCCUCGCCACCGACAUAAUAGAACUGGCCGGUUCCAAAACCUUUUCGGAGAUCCAACGUGUACGAGGUGCGAGGAAUGAGGUCAACAGUCUUAAGGACACCGUCGAGACCAUCCGAGCCGUGCUUUUGGAUGCUGAGAAGAAACAAUGGGACAGCGAGCAGGUCAAGCUCUGGCUCGUGAGGCUGAAGGACGUGUUGUACGACGCACAGGACUUGCUGGACGAUGUCGCAACAGAAAAUCUAAGGCGGAAGGUCACUCCUGGCAACAAGAUGUGGAAUUCGGUGCGCGUUUUCUUCUCUAAAUCGAAUCAACUUGCACACCGCCUCAAAGUGGCUAAUGAAAUUCAGGAACUUUGGAAGAGGCUGGAUAAGAUUAAGAAAGAUAGGGAGUUCCAUUCAUUUGAGCAUCAGAGAGAGGAAUCAAUGGCCAUUGCGAGAGGAAAGAAAGAAAAUUUAUUACCCGAUGCAAAAAUAAUUGGUAGGGAAGAGGACAAGAAAAAGAUCAAACAACAUUUGUUUGCUUCCUCCCCUAGCCAGAGCGUGUCAUUUGUUGCCAUAGUUGGUAAAGGAGGUCUUGGAAAAACUGCACUCGCACGACUUGUGUACAACGAUGGGGAAGUAAAAGAACAUUUUGAGCCUAAGAUGUGGGUGUGUGUAUCUGAUGUCUUUGAUGUGAAUUUGAUUAUUAAAGAAAUUCUUAAAUCAGCAAACUAUCCAGAUCUUGAGAAUAAGCCUCCAGACCAGUUGCUGAGUCUUCUUCAUGAGACUCUAGGUAGGAAGAAAUACUUGCUUGUUUUGGAUGACUUGUGGAAUACAAAUCGGGAUAAAUGGGUGAUGCUUGGAGAUUGGCUAGAGGAUGGUUUGCAGGGAAGCAAGAUACUUAUAACCACUCGCAAUCACAAAGUUGCAGAGAUCACAAAUACGAAAGCAGUUAUCUAUGAACCACGUGGCUUAUCUGAUGAUAAGUCGUGGGACUUAUUUAGUAAAAUGGCUUUUGGAGAUGGGGUAGAAUCGUUAGACCCAAAACUGGAGGAAAUGGGGCGAGAUAUAGUUAAAAAAUGCAGCGGGGUUCCCCUUGCCAUUAGAACUAUAGGAGGCCUUUUGUACGGCAAAAACAAAGAUGAAUGGCUCCGUUACAAAGUGCAUGAACUUCCAGAAAUACCAGAAAUUGAUGUGGAUGGAGGAAUUAUGCAAGUCCUCAAAUUCAGUUAUGAUCAUCUCCCGUCAUGCUUGAAAAAUUGUUUUGCAUAUUGCUCAUUGUUUCCGAAAGAUUAUGUCUAUGAGAAAGAUACAAUGAUCCAUCUUUGGGUCGCACAAGGCUUUAUUGAGUCAUGCAACAAGGAGGAUAACCUUGAAAAGGUUGCUGACAAUUACUUGUCAGAACUACUAUGUGGGUCAUUCUUUGAUGCUGAAUUAACAGUCAAAUAUGGCGAUGGCUACAGGGUCAAACUAUUCAAGAUGCAUGAUCUCAUGCAUGAUCUUGCCCAAAAAGUUGCCGGAGAUAUUCCUCUCCCUCCUUCCUCCUUAGGAAAGUUGAAGCAAUUAAGAUUUCUUCAUAUUUUUCUGAAUCAAUCCAUCCAGAGUUUACCAGAUUCAAUCACUGAUUUGGUGAACUUGCAAACCCUUAAACUCUCGCUUUGUACGCAGCUUCAAACAUUUCCUAGAGAUUUGAGGAAAUUGUUGCAAACUGCUGCAAAGAUGGUGGUGGGGAAGAAUGCAAGAAAUGGGAGCACAUCAAAAGCAUCGGUCAGACAACUCACGGCCAUUCUUCCCAAAACUUAG